This is a messenger RNA of Phacochoerus africanus (Common warthog), 2540 nucleotides long. It is a transcript of the gene SLC38A3, whose product is annotated as solute carrier family 38 member 3. Gene Ontology annotation, biological process: amino acid transmembrane transport; histidine transport; L-glutamine transport. Bases 166 to 1746 code for a protein of 526 amino acids. The transcript is spliced from 17 exons. Gene Ontology annotation, molecular function: L-asparagine transmembrane transporter activity; L-histidine transmembrane transporter activity; L-glutamine transmembrane transporter activity. Lineage: Eukaryota; Metazoa; Chordata; Mammalia; Artiodactyla; Suidae. The record is from RefSeq and is a predicted model, not a curated record.
CUCAGCCGGGAACAGAGCCGACAGCACCGGCCGGAGCGGAGUACCGCGCGUCCCCACCCGCGAGGCCAGGAAAGUCCAUCUUCCGGCCCCAGCUGGGGCCCUCAGAUCCUCCUAGAUGCUUCCGGAUGCCCAGAACACAGAAGGACGGGGCCAGGGAGCUAGGGGAUGAGAGAGACAGCUGACCACGUCAGUGUGGGAGCCUGUGUUCCCGGUGGUGGUGGUUCCAGAGCGAUGGAGGCACCUCUGCAGACGGAGAUGGUGGAGCUGGUGCCCAAUGGCAAACACUUGGAGGGGCUGCUCCCAGUCACCACCCCCAUGGCUGGCAACCAGAGGGUCGAGGGCCCCGGACGGAGCUGUGUUGAGGGUGAGGGCUUCCUACAGAAAAGCCCCAGCAAGGAGCCGCACUUCACCGAUUUCGAGGGGAAGACAUCAUUCGGUAUGUCAGUGUUCAACCUUAGCAACGCCAUCAUGGGCAGCGGCAUCCUGGGGCUCGCCUACGCCAUGGCCAAUACAGGCAUCAUCCUUUUCCUCUUCCUGUUGACGGCCGUCGCCCUGCUCUCCAGCUACUCCAUCCACCUGCUACUCAAGUCCUCAGGGAUCGUGGGCAUCCGUGCCUAUGAGCAGCUGGGCUACCGUGCCUUUGGGACCCCAGGAAAGCUGGCAGCAGCCCUGGCCAUCACGCUACAGAACAUCGGAGCCAUGUCCAGCUACCUGUACAUCAUCAAGUCUGAGCUGCCCCUCGUCAUACAGACCUUCCUGAACCUGGAAGAGCAGACCUCGGACUGGUACAUGAAUGGGAACUACCUGGUGAUCCUGGUCUCUGUCAUCGUCAUUCUGCCCCUGGCAUUGAUGCGGCAGCUUGGCUACCUAGGUUACUCCAGUGGCUUCUCUCUCAGCUGUAUGGUGUUCUUCCUAAUCGCAGUCAUCUACAAAAAGUUCCACGUGCCCUGCCCACUGGCUCCCAAUUUAGCCAACAUUACAGGCAACUUCAGCCUCAUGGAUGUUGUCAAGGAACAGGCCCGGCUGCAGGUCGAGACGGAGGUCACAGCCUUCUGCACCCCGAACUACUUCACACUCAACACACAGACGGCAUACACCAUCCCCAUCAUGGCCUUCGCCUUCGUCUGCCACCCCGAGGUGCUGCCCAUCUAUACAGAGCUCAAGGACCCCUCCAAGCGGAAGAUGCAGCACAUCUCCAACCUGUCCAUCGCCGUCAUGUAUGUCAUGUACUUCCUGGCCGCCCUCUUCGGCUACCUCACCUUCUACGAUGGGGUGGAGUCAGAGCUGCUGCACACCUACAGCAAGGUGGACCCAUUUGAUGUGCUGAUCCUGUGUGUGCGUGUGGCUGUGCUGACGGCAGUCACUCUCACGGUGCCCAUCGUUCUGUUUCCGGUGCGCCGUGCCCUCCAGCAGAUGCUGUUUCAGGACCAGGAGUUCAGCUGGCUUCGGCAUGUGCUCAUUGCUAUUAGCCUGCUCACUUGUAUCAACCUGCUGGUCAUCUUUGCCCCCAACAUCCUGGGCAUCUUUGGAGUCAUCGGUGCCACGUCUGCCCCAUGCCUCAUCUUCAUCUUCCCUGCCAUCUUCUAUUUUCGCAUCAUGCCCAUCGAGAAGGAACCUGCAAGGUCUACCCCCAAAAUCCUGGCCCUUUGUUUUGCUGCAGUUGGUCUCUUGCUGAUGACCAUGAGUUUGAGCUUCAUCAUUAUUGACUGGGUCUCGGGGACAAGCCGGCACGGAGGAAGCCACUAGGAUGAACCCCCCCAUCCUGUUCUGUAUCCCUGCCCAGACUCUUCGUCCUGUGGCCAGCUGAGGGAGAAGGAGAAAGAUGUGGUGAAUACUACGGCAUUUGGCCCUGCCCCACGUCCUCUCUGUUGUAGUUUUUGUUAGAGCCAGGACCAAGGCCCUUGGGCCACUACCCUGCUGGGCUCCUGGGCCGCAGGGACUUCCUGAGCCGGGAACAGGGCGGGGUUGUAACUCCUGCUCCCUUCCUGCCGCCGCAGACCCCAUUCAAGCCCCUCACCCUCUUUGCACAGGUGCAUAGACUGAGGCCCAGCAGCUGCCGCAGAGGUCACACAGCCUGUAGGGAGAUGUAGAGCUGAAUCAGGCCCGCAGUCAUCCCCCUACCUUGCUGCUGGGCCACAGUCCACACCCUGAGGCCUCAUCUCCCCCAGCCCACUGGCCUUUCCUCCUUCUGUCCCCUAGAGCCUCUUCAGGCACUUGGGCUCAGGCCCUUAGAUAAUCUAGUCCUGUUCUCCCACCUCCUCCACCAGGAGCAGACCCCCCCCCCCGACCCUCCGGCUGGGGCCAGCAGGAUCUUUUGAGGGUGAGGCUGGUGUGGGCACCCCCAGGGACCCCUGCCCUGGCCCUUCACCAGUCCCAGGGAGGCUGGGACUCCCCCCACCCCCAGCCCCGGCCAGAGCUCACAUUCCACUGCAGGGAGAAGGAAGAGGCUGGAGGGCCCUGGGAACCAGAGACCCCCAGGGCCACACUGGGGCCAGGGUGGAGAGGCUGGCAGCCCCCUUUUAUAAAUAUUAUACAUAAGA